GUAAAGAUUAUCACUCGUCACCAAAACAUAUCGCUUACUCUUGGCGAGGAGGAGUGAUCGGUGUCAUAGUGGACGUAUACAAGUAAGGUUUGACACUCAAAGGACUGGCGGAUUGGACUGCACAUUCCUCAUAUACUCUCCUCUUCACCGUCAUAUCUUUCCUCUCGGUCAUUCUCUCAAUCAAUCCGAUCGGGAACAUUUAUCCAUACGUUUUAUUCGAAUUGAAGAGUAUAUCACCAAUCUAUUCAAUUGAUUCAGUGAUUCAGUAGUGAUUCAGAGACCCAUUUGAUUUUGGGGGCGCUUGAUCGCGUCCUCAACUAAGUUACCGCAGUUUUACACCUACCACACUCUUCUGCCUAUCUUCCAUCCCUCCCUCCCUCCUAUCCUCCCAACUUCCAAGUCUAAACCGACUUUUCUGUAUCCAUAUUCAAUCUUCAUCUCAACUUUCCCCAAAUAACAUCCUCGCAAAAGGUUUUGUGUGAUUUGACCAAAUAAAAACCUCAAUAUCAUGUUACGCCCCAGAACCACGGUCACAUCCCCUCAACCAAAUCACGAACCAGAUACUCCAAUGUCACAUUAUCCCUCUAGACACGGUGACGAUACUCCUGGAUUAGGAUACGAAUGGUCACCUGAUACCCACACACAUGAACAAAGUAUGAACCUCGAUUCUGAUCUUACUGGGAAAUCUCCAGGGAAUGGGAGACGAUCGAGUGGGACGGAUGUAAGACCUUUGACGGGUGGUUUGAAUGGUGGGAUAGCGACUAGAAGAGGAGAGAAGGGUAUGAAUCUAGGUUUAGGAUUGGGGUUAGGAGGUUGGCAAAAGAAAGGAAAAAGGAAUUGGAGAAUGGGUCUCUCACAAAGAGGGUGGAUGAUUCUCACAGGUAUCAUCGGUUUAACAAUAUUCACAAAACUUAUCCUACCGACCUCAACAGAUCAUCAUGUCCACACACACGAAUCCCUUCUUGUUCCCCGCGACUAUCUCAACAAUUCGAAAAUUGACCCAGCACCAUUCGAAUUUUGUCCCGUUUUCGGUCCAGGUGACCCUAUCGCUGCUCGAAGAGGACAAUUGGAGUUGCUCAGGAGUAGAUUACAUCUUGGUACUGGCGCCAGAGUUCAGAGAGUCAUACAAAAGGCAAUGAGUGGGGCGCCGGUGACUAUCAGUGUUUUAGGGGGCUCGAUCUCCGCUUGUGUCGGAGCUGGAGAAGAUCCUAUCGACGAUCGUUGCUAUCCCGCCAAAUUCUUCACAUGGUGGAACUCUGUAUUCCCACAUCCAGCAAACGAACUCACCAACGGCGCUCAACGUAAAACGGACAGCGCUUAUUAUGCGUAUUGCAACAGCCAUCACAUGCCCGACAAAACGGAUUUGGUUUUGCUCGAGUUUGACGCUGCAGAUCCCAAUGACCCUGAGUGGGUUCAACAUUUCGAACUUCUUGCCCGAUCCAUCCUGGUCCGACCAGAAAUGCCAGCAGUUAUCAUUUUAGGUCACUUCAGUCCUCAGGUUCAAGCGCAAAAUGGGUUUGCAGGUCCGGAAUUGCUUCACAAUGUGGUCGCUCAAUUCUACGACGUUCCACAUAUCAGCGUCAAAGGUGUCAUUUACAAUGACUAUCUUCAGAAACCCGACGUAGCACGAGCAAGCUAUUACAACGAUCCUCAACAUGCCAACGCGGAAGGACACGAGCUCAUCGCCGACGUUCUAAUAUCCUACAUGAUGUCGCAGAUCUGUUCCGGCUGGUCCACUCUUCAAGGUUUCGGCUUUGACGUUCCUGAUCUUGGUGUCGAAGGUGAUGGUACCAGCUCGGGACCUUCGUUACUCGGAGGAGUGGGUUUACGGAAGGGUAUUCCGGGACAACAAAAAGGUGAUGGGGACUCAGCCACCAAUGCUUUGACGGACCGUUUCUCAGCUUUGAGAGUUCCUCCUAUGCGUCUUGGGGAUAGGCCAAAUGACAUACAACAUUUCAGAGAGAUUGAACCGUUUUGCGUGGCAGCGAGCGAUUUGAUAAAUCCCUUGCCGAGGAGUUUGUUUUAUGGCAGUGGAUGGCAAAUCUAUCAUCCUCCUAAGGGGGCUGUAAAUGAGGAUCGACAUUACUGGUAUGCAGAACAACCCACUUCCCGUCUUCGUAUCCCCCUCAAACUCGGCGCAGGUGACGUCGGGAUCUAUUUCCUACAAAGUCCAGUGGACAAACCUUUGGGCACUGUGAAAUGCUGGGUGGAUGAUAAUUCCCCCGGUGCGAGAGAGUUGAAGGGUACGGCCGAAGUGGAGGAUGUGAUUGCUACACUUGUCAUGAUCGACCGUGGUGUGUCAAGGGGUUCCCAUUUUGUCGAAUGCGCAUUGCAAGGAGAGGCAGGGAUCACUUCACCACCUUUCAAGAUACUUGGCAUAUUCACUACAUGAAGAUGCACGAUCCAACGACGCAAUACUACUGAAAUGAUCAACGAGGAACGGAGGAGUAAAUCUGACAUGGAUGGGAAGAGGCUCACUUACUUGGAACAGACGCUGCAUUUUGGGCAGAAUCAAUUACGUUUAUGCAUGCAAAAAAAUACUCAUA
Molecule: messenger RNA, 2546 nt
Organism: Tremella mesenterica DSM 1558
Lineage: Eukaryota; Fungi; Basidiomycota; Tremellomycetes; Tremellales; Tremellaceae
Exons: 10
Coding region: 509-2392 (627 amino acids)
Source: RefSeq, a predicted model, not a curated record